Molecule: messenger RNA, 15273 nt
Organism: Bombyx mandarina (wild silkworm)
Lineage: Eukaryota; Metazoa; Arthropoda; Insecta; Lepidoptera; Bombycidae
Product: axonemal central pair apparatus protein HYDIN
Biological process (GO): axonemal central apparatus assembly; cilium movement
Cellular component (GO): axoneme
Source: RefSeq, a predicted model, not a curated record
GUGAACGUUUUAGAAUUCAACUAAAUGGAACCAGUCAAAUUGUUUCCGUUGAAUUGGAGAAACAAAUAAUUCGCUUCCCAGAUACAUACAACACUAUGGUUCGUCAACAAACUUUGAAAAUUAUUAACAAAUCCAAUUAUUUACUUACGUAUAUGUGUAUGAAAAAUGAAUCUGUGUAUCAUGAUUUUGAAGAAAAGGUAAAGCUUGCUAAAAUAUUUUACAAUUUAAAAGACAAGGAAUCCGCAAAGUCUGCUAAACUAGUCCAAUACGGUAUCAUGAGCUGCGAGGAACAUGAAAGAGUUUACACGAGGAUAUUUUUUGAUGAAGUACAGGCACUUGUAGUUGACGAAAAAUUGUUCUUUCAAAACAUGCAUUUCACUAUUAAUCCAAUUAAAGGAAAGCUUUGGCCCAAUGAAUCAACAGACCUUACUGUCACGUUUGCACCUAAGGAACUAGGUGAAAUAAAUGCGUCUUUGUAUUUAGACAUUGAAGGCGUUGCGGAUCGCGUACCGUUGACAAUGGUCGGAACAUCUAUGCCUCCCCUAAUAAAUUUAAACUUAGAGACACUCAAUAUGGAUCGUGUGUAUAUUAACAAGACUUAUAACUACGAAGUGGUCGCUAUUAACAGAGGGCAUAUAAAUGGAGUGAUAGAGUAUAAAGAAAUACCACCCCUAUUUGGAAGUGUCAUAAAUUGUAUACCAAAACGGCAUUGUUUGAGAGCCGGAGAUAAGGAGACGUUCAUCGUAUCAUUUUGUAAUUCGAAUCAAGGACCAUAUUUCGAAGAAGUCAAUUUCACAAUCAGAGACACUGAUAUUGUUCUCAAGCUGUACCUAAAGGGUGAAGUAAUAUAUCCCUCACUAACGUUCAGUUUGCCUUGUUUGGAUUUUGGGGUUGUAAGUUUAGGAGUACCAAAAACGCUAGAACUGGAUGUGAUAAACGAAUCCGUUGUUCAGGUCCGGGCGUCUGUUAAGAUUUCCUCGGACGGACCGGAAAUUAGCAGUAUAACAUUAACCGAUUAUGCUGUAGCAUCAAAACCUAAGCCCAAUGUACCUCAAUGGCCGAGAGAGUUCAAUAUUGAACCUAGCAACAUUGACAUGGGACCUGAAUCUAGAAUCACUCUGAGGAUAACGUUAACAGCAAAUUUGAUUAGAACAAAUCAAACUUCUUUAGAAAUAGAACUUGAAAAAUCGGACAGCGCUCCCAUCGUUUUGCCUGUAGUUUUUAGUGCUGUAGUCCCGGAGAUAGUACCAGCCCAAGAUAUCAAACUACGAGCGUGUUUCAUAGAUUUUCCAUACCAACACGAAAUAAAAAUAACUUCUAAUCAAUUUUGGGGUUAUUUUACGGUCGACGAAAUUAAGGAACAAUCCACGUUAGAAGUUGAUGUUGCCGUUAAAGAGUGCUUGAUCGAACCCAACAGCACAAUAUGUUUACCGGUAACGAUAAAAACAAGUGUACUUGGAGAACAGGAGUUCAUUGUGCGACUGCAUCUUUUCGGCUUGACGAAACCUAUUGACAUAUGCCGCAUUACGGGCUGUGGUGUGCGACCUAUCGUCACGUGUUCCCCUAUGGCUCUGCAUUGGGGUCAGGUUAAAUUGUUGACUAAAUCUCAAAAAGUGUUAACGCUAUGCAAUGACUCCCCGGUGACUGUUACAUUUAGGGCAUCUUUGUUGAAUAAAGAUAGUCACUGGAGUAUUCGUCCUUCUGAAGGCUACAUUGACCCUGAGUCCGAAACAGAUUUAUUCUUUACACUCUAUUUAAUCGACGCCGAUUUAUAUACGAACAAAGCUGUGAUUCAACUCGAAAAAGUUAAGGAAAUUUUAGUGCCGCUCUCAGCUACGGGAAUCGGUACAAGUAUUGUAGUCGGGGAGCUCCAGGACCAUAUCGUACUCGGACGACAUUUCACAAGAGUUCCGUUUACCUGCAAAGUGAUCAUGGAAAACUUUGGCACCCGCUUACACGCAUUAGAGUGGAGUGAGCAUUACAAAGCGCCAAAAAAUAAACAACCAACUGUGAGCUUCUUUACUCUUGAGCCUAAAGCAUUCAAGAUGGGCUCAGGAGAAAAAAUGGAAUUAGCAGUGAGCGGAACGUCUUCGAAAAUUACAACGGUAAAGGAAACCUGGUACCUCAUAGGCAGUAUUGAAGGUGUUAAUAAAAAAGAGCUAUUACUGGAAUGCCAAAUCACAGCAGAAUUCGUAGAUCCAAAUAUAGAAAUUUCAUCGCCUGUCGUAGAACUACAGUACGAUCAUGGGCCGUAUAGCGAAUAUUAUAAAUUAACUGAUAUUAUAAGUAUAAAAAAUGUGGCGAAAUUACCGUUGGAUCUGGAUAUUACAGUGAAACCGCCAUUUGCUAUAAUUCAGAAGCAAAACACUUACAAAAUUCAACCUGAUGAAGAAAAUCUCUGUUGUUGUAUUCGCUACAAUGAGAAUGACUUGAAUUUGCCAAGUAUUAACAGUGAAUAUGGGCCUAGAAAAUCACAGGAACUAAUCGACUUCUUGACUUUGAAACCGGUCGAGCCUCUACGCUUAGGACCACUUAAGUUCUUUGAAGAUAUACAUAAAAUAAAAAAGGCAUUUACAUUAACCCACUCUGUUGAGGAACGCUUGGAAGAUGAAGAAAUUAUGAAACUUCAAAUUUUGUUUGAUACAACAAAACAUUCGAGUUUAAAAUCCAAAGUUUACUCGGAUUUGAUGAAAAUAAAAUUUAAAGGCCACAAAAAUAAGGAUGCUAUUAAACUGAUUGGAACAGUAAAUUUUCCUAAUCUGUUGGUUUUAUCCCCAAAAGUGGACUUCCAGUGCCUACUUAAUGAGAGCGUAAUCAGCAAAACAAUAAAAAUACAAAACGUGACUCCCCUCUUAGUUUGCUACAUGCUACAUUGGAAAAAAUAUGUAGUUUCCAACGGAGCGGAGCCACAACCGAAUACUUUUAAGCGUUCUAGUUAUGCAAGUGAUAUCAAGGCGCAAAGUGACGAGACUGAAUCUAAUGAACUGGAAGAACAAAGAAUUGAAAUUAGAGAAACUGGAAAAAAUGUUACGGAAAAAGUUACACAAAAUAUUACUAGUAUAUUCGAGGAGAAAUUUUUGGUCUGGGAAGGAAAACUUGGAGAAAUGAAAGAAAAAGUGGAAAAUCAAGAAAAAAGAAUUCAUUACCUGGAAAAACAAACAAGAGUAAGAAACUUAGUAUUUUUCGGUAUCGAGGAAAACGAAACAUCAUACAAGAGUUUCGAAGAAAAUAUAAUUAAAUGGAUUGAGCAAUAUUUCUCUAUCAAACUAACCUACAGCGACAUUCAAGAGAUAAAAAGACUGGGAAAGAAACAAGAGAGACCACGUCCAACUGUUGUAACUUUCACUACACUAGGAAUAAAAAUCGAAAUAUUUAAACAAAAAAGAGCGCUGAAAGAUACACAGUACUAUAUGAAAGAAGACUUCCCCAAAUAUGUACUUGAAAAAAGAAAGGCACUACAGGAACAACUGAAAUUAGAGAGGGAAAAGGGAAAUACAGCUAUACUCAAAUAUGAUAAACUAAUUGUAUCAAAAUACCAAAGUAAAAGAAAAUACCGGUCAUCUCCAGACAAUACCCCACAAAUCAAUAUAGACAAGUAUACUCAGGCUAGUAAAAAAAACAAGACAAAGCAGAUUGGCAAGACAGUCACUAGGUCAAAUAGUAUCACAGAAGGAGUCAUAAAACCUAGCAUGCUCAACUUCUUAGUUAACAAAAAUACAAUCAAAACUAACAACAACCAAGAAAUUACCAGCGCCAAUGAAAUGAUAGAAUGUCGGGCAUCCGUUAUUUCAAAUUUUAAUAAAGACUUUGAUAACUAUCCGAAAUCAAUGAAUACAGAAGCGCUCGUUAACGGCCAUACGACUAGUGAUUUAACAAGUUCCGAGGAAAUGAAAUCAAAUAUAUUACAAAUAUUAACACCUAUGCUAUAUCCAGAAUAUGAUGAAAAUUUCUGUUGGGUUUCAAAGUUUCCGAAAAAGUGUAAGGACAAUAAAUUCGAGAUAAACCAAAUAUGUCAGGUGAUACCACAUCGAGGAAUUUUGAAACCGGAUGAAAUACAAUAUAUACAUGUAAUAUUUAGGCCACCUCCUAAUGUUAGCGUUCGCGCUAUUUUAGAAUGUGAAGUUUUAGGAGGUCCGCCUGAAAGUGUAUUAGUCACCGGUCAGAGUUCAGAUUUGAGGUAUAACAUUGAUGCGAAGAGAGUAAAUUUUGGAAUAAGAUCUUUUUACGAGAAGGCGUCUUUAAAACUGUCGAUAUCAAAUGUAGCACAGCUGCCGUUUGAACUUAAAACUUAUUUAAACGAACCAAUGAAUGAAAAUGUAUUUGAUGCACUUAUAAUCGAUUUAAUACCACAACAGCAGGUAUUGGAGCCCGAAGAAAUAGCAGAUAUUAAUAUACUGGUAUAUCCUGGAGUGACAGGAUGUUUCAAUAGAAAUUUUCUGUUAGAAAUAGGUCAUUUACCAUAUUUUCCGAUUGAAGUAUGCGGCUGGGGGGUUAUUCCUCAAGUUUAUAUCGUGUUACCGAGACCAGAUAUUUGUCAAUUAAACGUAGAGUUCGGCUAUGAAGCAAUUUCUACAUUAACUUUGGAGUACUUAGAAGCAGUUGGUGAAAUUUUCCACAAAAAUAAUUCAGAACAUUUGAACACUCCGCUAGUUGAAAAAUGUUUUGAAGAUCCAUUUUUCCAAUGUGAUUGGCAUAUUUGUUCACCUUGGGAUUACUUUCCUUCUAAAAUGGAUAUUGAAUUAGCAAUAGAAAGGAAAUUAGUAGUGUACCACUUGAAACAGAGACCAGAAAUUUUGAGGGCAUAUUCAACAAGUAAUAAAAAUAACUCGAUUACUGGAUUCAGUACGACACCUUACGUCAUUGAUUUCGGUGUUGUAAUAACGGGUACUACGGUUCACCGAAUUAUAGAAGUAAUCAAUUAUGGACCGGUUCCUACGAAAUUACAUUUCGCAAAAGGUACCCAGUUCCCUACUUGGCUGACUAUGAAGCUGUGUGGUAAAUUAAAUCCUGGCGAUACGGGAAAACUGGAAGUUGUCUUCUCCCCAUCAUCUGACGAUUUUCCGGAGUUAGAAGAUACAGUAGACACUUGUAUUUAUUCAGAGGUACCAUUCGGCGUUACGAUACCGAUUAAAGUAAAAUCUAUUUGUGCCGUACCGUAUUUAGUAUCGAGCGUGAAAGAAAUUCAUUUUGGAUCUGUCCGAUGCGGCGAUAAGAUUAUUUGUUCCAUACCAUUGAAGAAUAUCGGUAAGCCGACGUGUAUUUGGUAUGUGACAUUAAAGCUUAAAACAUCUGGACCGAAUCCCAUGAUGAUUUUGGAUAGUUCAGGAAAAUAUGAACCUGGCGAAGGAGGUUGGCUGAGCAUCGCCUUCAAGCCUACUCUAGAGAUGACAUAUGAAGGAAUCUUGAUAUUUAGAUUCCAUAUGAAUCCCAAUCGAAUGACGAUCCCGGUGUAUGGACAAGGCGUCGUGCCUCAUGUCCACGUGAUUGGGCCAAAUGUUGAUUUCCCACCGACUCUGCCAUGGGCUGAAACGAAUUAUCUAUAUUUCGGGAUUACAAAUCCUUGCUCGUUCCCGAUCGAAAUUAUAAUCGCACAUAGUGAUGAAAAAUGGAAGGAAGAAGAUGAGAUAUACCAAUUAUUACACAAGUAUUACAGCAAACCCGAUGAAAUGUUAGUUCCUGCUAUCAAACCCGGUAUUGGCUUCCCGCCGGAGGUUGUUAAUUUCUACAAAAAGUUUACGGAGCAAGUUAGGAAGAUUAAGGAUGACGAAGCUUCCGCUGCAACAGCCGCAAACCUCAAGACACCAUUAAAAAAACCCGGAAAAAAUCCUAAAUCUACAACCAAGUCAACAACACCUAAAGAAUCUAGUCCGAGGAUAUUCAGAACGGAAGCUGAAAUUAUCGCAGAUGAAAUAAUAGCAAUGAAAGACCGCCAGGUUGAUCCUUUGAAAGAAUGUUUGCAUGUCUUUGAAAAUUUAUCAACAGUUACUGAAUUCGAUAAACAUUCGAAGGGCAUUAUUAUCUUUGUACACGGAUCUCCAUGUGAAGAAAUACAAUGUCAAGAAAUUGCGUACUCAAUUGGGAAAAAAUUAAAAAUUCCAACUAUAAAUAUAGAUUUGUGUAUUGUCGAAGCACUGUGCACUCUUGAAUGUUCAGCAAAAACGCUUAUAAUGAAUGCCCUUAAUGAGUGCUACGAAAUGUUUCGGAAAAGAACCACUGAUCAUUUCGCCGAUAACGAAAACGAUGCCGCUAAUGAUGAGACUCUGAUAGACAAUGAAGACGAAUUCGACAUGAUACUUCGGAAAUUGCAAUAUCUAGUUAUAAAUAAAAACAUACCGACGCCAAGAUCUAAAGGUAGUGAAAAAAAGAAGAAGAAAUCUCCGAACUCCUCAAUGACAUCGCAUUCAGCAUUAGGGGCACUUGGCUCCACGACUAUGUUCAAUAUGGACUUAAUACAAGAGCUACUGUCAGAAUUUUUCGAGCUACCUAAGUUUAAUAAAGGCUUUGUAAUGGACUCUUUGUCUAGUACAAUAUUUAACAAUCCAGUUUUAGUUUUGACAACGGUUUUGAAAUGCAAACAUUCAAUAUGGAACAUUCACCUCGUAUUGUGUCAGUCGGAUUUUAAUAAGUGGGCUCAAGCGCACGACGAGUCACAGAGAGAAACGGAUUUUCUUGCUGAGAAUAUUUCUAAAGUGUACGAAGAAAACGAAAUUAAAAAUAUCGUUGAAACUGUAGAAGAUAUGACAGCGGAGGAAUACGAAAAUGCACCACCAGAGCUACGGUCGAUUUAUCAGACGUAUGGUUUAGAGGAACGAAGAAAAAAGUACAAUAUAAUAGUAAAACCUGUUAAUGAAACAAUUAAGAAGGAAAAAUUUGCCAAAGAACAUAGCAAAUCACUUUUGGCGGUUGAAGGCUCAGAGUCCAGGAAAAAAAUAAAAAAGGACGACGUGAAAGCGAAACCAACAAGCGAAUAUUUAGCAAUGAAUACAAAAUAUAACGAAUAUUAUAAAAAUACGUACGAGAACCUCAUUAACAUCGCCAACAAUUGGAUUGUGGAGGACUGCGAUGUUGGAACUCCUUUAAUAGGAUUGAACGGGCAAGUCGUCGGUUCAGCUCAGAAAAAAACAAAAAAGAAAUCUGAAGUUCAGAUACAGGUAUCUGAAGUAAGCAUCGCAGAAAGAGGAUUUCCAUUAACUUUAAUUAUGUGCCCGUGUCUACGAUAUAAAGAGGCUGUAGUGAGCAUGUUUUCAAAAUCGCAACUGGUGCAAGAUGCUUUGAAAAGCGAGCAAGAUUUUGAUAUACUAAGCAGUCCAGUGACUCGCAAAGAGUUCACAGUGCUAUUGCCGAAAACAUUUCCUAAGCUAUUACACGAAGAAUCUCUAGGAUGGCAUUUUUUAGAUGAAGCAUCGAUUAAGAAAUGUGAAUGUAAUCCCAUAAAUGAUCUCAAUUUACUGGACGAUGCUACUCAAGAUAACGUAUUAAACAUUUUAACGAAGUGGCAUUGUAUUUGUGGUAAAAAGGUAACAUCAGCACAAACUUCAACCAGUGAGAUACCGUCCGCUUCCAUAGAGAAAACAGAGAGUAGUGAAUCUGAAACGUUUUAUCCAUUACCACUACGUAGCGUAAAAUCCUGUCACGCGCCUGGCGGGCGUCUAGUUCUGCAGCCCGGUGACCUAGUUAGAUGCAAAUACUCGUUCAGUCCACACGUAGAAGGUAAUUUUAGCGUGAAACGCUUCGUCGAAGUAAGCGGGUGGCCUGAAUCGAGGGUAACGAUCAAAGUUCGAGGAAUAUGCGAUUUGCCUAGACUAGAUACUAGACCUAAAAAGAUGUUCCAAAAUUUUAUUCGUAGAACUAUGGACGAUACAAUCUAUAAAAAGACUUAUUUGGAUGACCUUAAAAUAUUUCAAUUUGGACCAAUUUUCAUUGGAAAUAAUAGAAUUUACGAAGAAGAAUACACAAUUUGUCUCCGAAAUUCAUCAUUAAUAACCGCAGACGUGGAUAUAGAAUUUUUGGAAGAAACUAGUGUUUUUCAAAUAAACAAACAAUUUAUUCGAUUAGAGCCUGGAUGUCGCGAAACUGUUAUUAUUUCAGCGGCUCCUAAUGAAGUAGGAACAUAUAACAGUGUACUGCUAUUUUGCAUCAAAGAUAACCCUGAAGUGAUAGCAGUAAAUAUAUCGUGUAGCGGUGUUCUGCCUUCCGUUGAAAUAUUGCCACUGAAUAAAUUAAUUGAAUACGGAAAACAUUUACUGUAUCGGCGUGAAGAUGACAGGUUUAUUGUAAGAAACGAUUCUAUUUUGCCUAUAAUGUGGAAGAUACGAAACGCACAAGAGUUUUUAAAAGAUUUCAUUAUAGCACGUACAUCCGGUAUAAUCGCCAGGCAAGAUAACCAAGUUGUGCCGGUGACGUAUAUAGCUUGUAGUGUUGGCGUCAUUUCACACAAACAACUAAUAAUCGAUAUUUACGACGAAGAAGGUCGCGGAGAACCCAUGAUAGUGGAUAGCAUAUAUUUAUCGGCCGAAUGCUAUGACGUCAUGGUGGAUUGCGCUUACGAAAAUCCUUCAGAGAAUUUCCUAAACUACGGCAACGUAAAAGUCAAUUCGACUGUCGUGAGAGAAAUGUAUCUGUUGAAUCGCGGAAAAUAUAGUAUUUAUUACAAACUUAAGAAGGUCAAGAAUUUUCCGGAACCUUCUUUGCUGCGAUCGUUCGAAGUCGAGCCGGAGUGUGGCGUUAUUCCACCAACUUUAAAGCUUAUUUCAUUAGAAUUUGAAUGUACCCCUUCAACUUCUGUAAAUCUUGUAAAAGAGCCCGCGUACAUCUGCACGCUACUUGAUAGCAGUAAAAGCCAAGUCGUUGUUGCCAAGUUUCCAGUUUGUGUUACUAUCGCAUCGUUUUACAACACAUUCACUUUGUUUCCACUGGGUGAGUUAAAUUUCCACAUAAUACCAGUUGGCAGUGGCGUUGUGAGAGAAGUAAUAUUGAACAAUACCAGUAAAUGUCCCUUUACGUAUGAAAUCGUGCUGCCAUCUCAGUACCAGCUGGAUCCCGCAGUCCAGCAACUUCCAACAAAAGGCAAAGACAACAAAAUAAAAAAUCCUCCAAUGAAAUGUGGAAAUUUUCUGAUAAUGAACGACGACAAUCUUCUUGCACCCGGUACAAGUAAAACGAUUCAAAUACAAUUUUUGGCGACUGCAGCCAGAAAAUUCGAAGAAACCAUUAAUUUUAUAAUCAGUGAUACUUGCCCGGCAGAGGCACAGGGAGUGCCAUUAAAACUAGUUGGGACUGGAGCAAUGCCGACUUUAGACAUCUGGAAUAUAGAGACUACUUUUAGAGAACAUUUAAUUGUAAGAGAUUUAUCUGAAUAUAAAGUUCCCGAGUAUACAGCGCAUUGUGUGUUUGUCGAAAAUUCAGUAACAUUACACUUCUUCAGUGUAACAGUGAACACUAGUUUCACUGCUGCAUUAGAUUUGUCUAACAGUGGUCUAGUUGCUUGUGCGUUAACAAUGAAAUUACAAUACCAGUCGAAUACGGACAAUACGAUAUUCUCCUUAGAUAAAUAUGAAACCCACAUCGAACCAUUGACUCAUAAAAAGCUUGGUAUAAUAUUUAGGCCGAAAGCUCUUCAGGAAUACCGGGCAGUAUUAGAGAUAAAACUUAAACUGUUAGAAAACCAAGAACAAUCGUUUCGGAUUUGUUUGAUAGGCGAAGGGGUUAUACCCAGAAUAAAAAUUGUAGCACCGUUGUUAAGGCAAAACAGGAUUGCGCUCUUAACAUUUCCAGUUACCUGUCUAGGGUCGAUUAAUACUAAAGUCAUUCGUUUUAAAAAUGUUAGCACUGUCAUAAGCGUUGUUGUUUUGAAGAUCAUAGAACAACAGCAUGACCUACGACCAGUGUUCUGGUUAUCAACUGCAGCAGAUCAAGAAAUCGAUGUGAUUGAAAAUUACGACAAAUCGAAUCUAACAAUGAUUAUAACAUUGAAACCUGAAGAAAUUGCUACAAUUAACGUUAAUUAUAAUCCACUAAAAAAAGGCAAGAUUAGUUGCGACGUGAAACUGACUAUUGUAGACAAUCCUUAUGAAUAUUUCACGGUCUUAUGUGAAGGUGAAUCCUUUAUGGAAGACGUAAUACUAAUGGGCAUAGAAAUGCUGCCGAUGGAUACAGAUUUAGAAACUUAUCGAUAUUCCGGUGACGGGACAAUGUCAACAGUAUCCACUAUGGAUAGUCGAAAAAAAAGCCGCAGUGCUCCUGUCGAUAAAAAGAAAUCUAAACAGCUAGAAACACGAAAAACUAAACGAGUGUCAGUAGGCUCUACGAAGCAAAGUGAAUGUAGCUUACAAAACGCAUGUCUAAAGUAUGUCUUAGAUUUUGGUGGAUGUGAAUUGUGUUCAUUACAAAAGAGAUCCAUCAUCAUGAUAAACAAUUCGGAAAAAGUUUAUAAAUUUAUUUGGGAUAAAGUAGAUUAUAUUGUGGUAAAACCAUCAGUUGGUUAUAUUUCCCCUGGCGAAGAGAAAGAUUUGGAAAUAAUUUUCUUUGCUGGACAACCAGUUGUUAUUAAAAAGGAAGUCUUCCAUUGUACCCUGACAGUGAUAAACGAUGGUACACUAGGUGAUCUAAACGGUGCCACAUGGGAUAACCGCCAAACUAUAACAUUGUUUGACCAAAAUAUAAGCGUCAAUGAAAGACUAGAAGUCGUUUUAGAAGAACAGCCAACCUUACCUAGUGACUAUUUCUCUGAAAUAAAUAUGGUAGUUAUUUAUUCAGCGAUCACUGAAUAUACGAAAUAUGCAUGUUCAUUGAAUGAAGAAUAUAUUUUACCGGAUACCUUCAUAUACCAAAACAGAACCAUAGACUUCGAGGUUGAAAAUGUAGGGAAUGUACCCAUGAAGAUAGCUUGGACCUUUCAAAUUGACGAUGAAUUUCCAUUAAGAGUUUUCGAUAAUGUUUGCGGAUCGAUAAUUGAAGAAGAUACAAACAAUGUUAGUGUCGAUGAUAGUUUUAAUGAGUACAAUGCAAUGAACAGAAACGAACUACCUAAUAUAGACCAAGAAAAAUUGCCAAGUAAAGAGACAUUGUUUAGUAAAAAUGACGACAGACAAAGCGUGGACACCUGGUUUGAAGUAGAUUUACCGUUUAAAGUCGAACCUGAUAAGGAAUGUUUGAAGCCGAGUGAGAUAAGGCAGUUCAGAAUUACAUUUUCUCCUUUUGAAGCUUUUAAGUACAAAGUGAGGUUAAGGAGUACAAUUGAUAAUUUGGAUCCAUACGAUCAGAACGUGUCUUGCAAGAUCAUAGCCGAUUCACUGGUACCGUUUUGUCAUCUCGACAUAGAAGAAAGUAACUAUUUAACAUCAGACAGAAGGAAACCGGGUAGCGUUGUACUGCCUCCACAUACAGCCGUACUGGAAUUUAAUGUACUAGGAUCUGGAUGUUACAAAAAAUCGUUCAACGUAAUUAAUCCAACGAACGAACCUUACGAGUUUAUAUUUGAAAUGGUUCAGUCUGACAGCGCAGAACUCGUCCCCGUUCACUGCAAUAAAUUAAAAGGAUACAUCGAGGGUGGUACACUAGCAGACGUGACGUUUACAUUUUCACCAACAGAGCCGGGGGUUUAUGAAUCACAAUGGAAAUUCUUGAUACCGUCACGAAAUCUCGUCAUGAACUUACUCAUAGUCGGCACUGUCAGAGAACCAGACGUUGUGUUUGUACCCACGAUUCUGGUCAUUAAAAAUUCAUUGGUUGGCUUCACGAAAACCGACGUUGUGAUAUUACAAAACAAUGAAAACGAAAGUCUGAAAUUCGAAUUUAAAGGUGAUUCAUUGUGCAACGACUCUGGGAAAACUCCAGUUGUCGUUGAACCCGCGUGCGGGAUCAUGAAACCAAUGUCCGAAACUCCUAUUAAAAUAAUCUACACUCCGAUAUUGGACGGUCCGUUAUCGUUCAAGCUAUUCUGUAGCGUGACUCACUUGAAAAAGUUUUUGACUUUGUGCGUGAAUGCGCUGAGCUAUGAAAUAAAACCUAAAGUAACGUAUUAUUUGAUUGGGAACGAACACAUUUUGAACAAUGACACGUUAACUAAAAUAUAUUUGGAUCAGACUGCGUCGACGUAUGAAAGAACAGUACCGUUUACUAUAAAAAACGAUGGCUCCGCAACUUUCUUUUUCGAUUGGCGUUAUGAUACGAGGGCCGUCAAGAAGUAUCUACAAGUCACCGUAGAACCUAAGUGUGGUCACGUAACUCCGAGUGGCGAGGUUGAGUGCGUCCUGUACUUCACACUAAAACAAGUCCCGGUUCAGGCGUUCCCUGUUACAUUAUUUAUUUCUGAUGGUCCAGAAUAUAAUAUAUUUUUAUACGCUGAAAUCGAGAAGCCCUUGUACCAUUUCACGUGUAUGGAUUACGAUUUUGGAAAGUGUUUUGUGAAUACACCAGACAGUACAUACAAGAAAAAUAUAGCCUUUUGUAACAACGAUAAAACCCCUUUGACCAUUGAUUUGAAUUUCAACAAUUUACCGGAGUUAUACGUCGAUUAUCCCAAAGUGUCCUGCGUUGAAGCAAAUCAAAGACUUAAGAUAGCUAUUUUCUUUAGACCGAAACAAGUCAGAGAAUAUGAGUUUAAAUUACAGUUCUGGGUCAACUCUCUCGUUGAAGAAGUCGUUACCAUUAAAGGAGAAGGUGUGCCUUUAUUAUUCGAUCUCUACGAAGGGUGCCAAAAGAGUUUCGAUCUUGGACCGGUUAAACUUGGGGAGAAAAUAAUUCGUAGAAUAGAAGUAAUGAACCACAGUAAAAUCCCGAUCGAUGCCAGUUUUAUAUUCAGAGAUAUGUAUCCCGUUGUGGAUGACACGACGAUCUCUCAGAUAACUAGCGUGUGCCUUAGUCCCAGUAACACGAAUAUUCAGGCAGAUGCGGGCCCAUCUAGAGGAAAGAUGCUUCAGGACCACAAAAAUGACAUUGUUACUAAUCAAAUUGCUAUGGACAUACAAAAUGCUUUAUCUUCUUUAAAAGUUAUACCAAAUAAAUGCAAAAUAAUGCCGCAUCGAAAAAUACCUCUCAAGAUUCAAUUUAAGCCACUUGGAAUGAUUAAUUCAUUAAGCGUCCAGUUGAACAUGAAAGUUCUUGAAUUCGAAAAGCCCCUGGUGCGACUCAGCGGAAGCGCAACGGGCAUGAGUCUUUGUUUGAGCCAAAAUUCAUUACAAUUUGGGCGAGUACGUAAACGAGGCUGUAAAGUAUUGAAAGUGAUGCUAUUGAAUAAAGGGGACUUUGGUGCUAGAUUUUGGUGGCAGCCUUUGACGUCUGACGAAUUUACUAUUUCCCCCCAAAAAGGAAACAUCGCGGCCCAUACAAACGUAACAUUCACUAUAACUUUUAGACCGCUCAAUCACAAUCCGUUCAUCAAAGUUUGGGCAAGCUGUAACAUUGAAAACUUCAUGCCACUAGAGUUGGCACUGUACGCGACUUGUGUUGAUAUAGGGAAUGUUCAAAACAAGUCGCUUUACUUGGAAUGUCCCGUACGUGAGCUACAGACCGAAUAUGUGGUGGUCACUAAUCCUUCUGAUGAUCUGUGGCUAGUUUUGUCGGAACUAUCUGGUGGCCCAUUUGAAACUCUAAAGCAAUUCAAUGUUGAACCCAAUUCGACCUUUGAAAUACCGGUACAUUUCAAACCAAAGGCUAUUGGAAAACAUGAGGGCCAGGUUGUGUUCUCGCCUCUCGGUGAAAGCGCUUUGUUCGUCAGUUUGGUCGGAGCAGCAACACACCCUAAUCCGAAUGGAACAAUAAAGAUAACAGUGGCUGCUAAAGAUUCGCACAUGGAAGAAUUACUCGUUUAUAACAUUACUGAGUUUCCAGAAUCUUAUUCAGUUUCAACAGAGCUAGUAAAGAUAAUUCCGGAUAAGUUUGAUGGGUACUACGAAAUUAAACAUCCUGAAACUAUCAAAGUUUGGGGGGAAGCUGCGGCGACAUGCAGGUGGAUAUUUGUCUGUUACGAAGCAUGCGAAAUGCAAUUGAAAGUGAUGUUCGUGAAUGAGGUAACACGAGAAUAUCAGUUUUAUAACAUGAUCGCAACGGUCACCCAGAGUCAAAUUGUCGACACCCUGUUCUUCGAAUGCCAAGCUCGCGAAACGAUACAACGAGAACUGAUCGUUUCAAACCCAUUGUCGCAAGACGCAGAGUUCCGGGUGAAAUGCGAAACGUUACAUUGUCCGGAAGCUAUGAAAAUUAGUCGAAAUUCAGAGAGUAUUUUACUGAUGUCGUACUCGCCAUUAGUGGUCGGCGAGAGGGAGGAUACAUUGGAAAUCUACAAUAACUUAGUUGGCACUUACAUAUACAGAGUGAAGCUUAAGUGUCUCCCGGGCAAAGAGAAGAAUCUUGAAUUUACGACAAGUUUUGGUACUUGUAUACCUUUACGACUUCGAAUACAGAAUAAAACCGAUGUGAAAACAGAUUUCAUAACUGAGGUAUCUCAUUCUUCAAUUCAAAUAGAUAAAGAAUGUUGCUUGGGACCAUUAGAAAAAGGAAAGAUUUUAGUGUGGUUUGAACCAACACAGUUGGGAGUGCAGAAUUGUAAAGUGUCCUUCAAAUCGACGCUCGCUGGUGAAUUUGUAUUUAAUAUUAAAGGAAUAGCGACGGAACCCAAGCCGCAGGGCCCGUACGAAGUUAAGGCUGGUGGAUUUACGUCUAUUAAAUUUAAAAACGUCUUCGAUUCAUCGAGAAUGUUCAAAAUAUACGUAGACCGUGAGGAGUUUUACGUUAAAACUAUGUUUGAAACUAUAAAACCAAAGAAGGACCUGAGAAUAUCUGUUUAUCUGAAUGACAAGCCCGCACAAGGCUGGACAGAAGUACCUACUGGAUGUUUAACUAUAGAGACACACGAACCAGCUGAACCUAAAGUACACUGGACUUAUUUUCUACAGGGAAAACAGUAGAUUCAAAACGUUAAUUUCUAUAAUAAUCAAUAUUAUAAUGGGAAUGGUUUAAAUAUAUUUGGUUAUUGAAUAAAUUGAAUAGAUUAAAUUGCGUAUUCAGAAUUUUAACGACAUCUAUAUAGGUGCGUGUCGCUGCGAGCAUUCGAGUAUCUGGUGCAUUAAUUAGCUAGAACGUGAAGCCUUAAAUAACUUGAUAAAUGUUUCUCAAUCGGGUUAAUUGAUUGGUUGGCUUCUCUUGGUUGGUUAGAACACUGUUGUCAACCCCCUGGCGCCGCGUGUCUGGUUGUAGUGUUAACCGCGGAAAAUCCCCUACUCUGACCGGGUUUUGACCCCGAACGGACGUCGGGUGUAAGAGUGCAGGGGAGUC